Molecule: messenger RNA, 2018 nt
Organism: Perca fluviatilis (European perch)
Lineage: Eukaryota; Metazoa; Chordata; Actinopteri; Perciformes; Percidae
Gene: cts12
Product: cathepsin 12
Exons: 8
Coding region: 285-1343 (352 amino acids)
Biological process (GO): immune response
Cellular component (GO): lysosome
Molecular function (GO): cysteine-type endopeptidase activity
Source: RefSeq, a predicted model, not a curated record
CUGUUUUUUGGAAAGUUAGCUGUCAGGUGUUAUGCUCACUUACAAACAGGUCAUUGAAGGAUUUACAAUAUUGCAGCUUUAGCUCUCUCUAAACGAUAAUAGAGGUAUUGGAGCAGGCAAAGCAUCUUAUUUUUGUUGACUAAUGUCCUUCUCAGGUGCUGGCAUAAGUGUUGAUUAAGGGAUCCAUUAAAGUAUAGUGAAAACAUGUAGGCUACUUAUUGCUAAGCUUUAUAAGGAAGGUUGACAGUGAGUCUGUUGCUGUGUAGCGGAGUAUCUCUCAGACCAUGGGAACAAAACAGACUCACAUCCAUGAAGUGCAGCCGGCCUACUUCCUGCUGCGAGCGGCGCUGCUCUCUGUGCUGCUGUGCGGCCCGCAGAGAGUGGCCUCGGACUCAGAUGAAGUGGUCCAGACGGAGUGGGAGGUCUGGAAGAGCAGCUACGGCGUAGCUUACGAAGAAAUGGACGACAUGCAAAGGAGGGCCAUCUGGGAGGAGAACAAGCACAUGAUCGAGAACAAUAAUCAAGGGUUUUUCAUGGGGAUGAGGCCGUUCACUAUGGCCAUGAAUAAAUAUGGAGACCUGACGAGAAACGAGUACAAGGUUUUGCAAGGUGCCGCGAUAGACUCCCAGUUUGUGAAGCGAGGGAAGACCGUCUCGGGCCGAAAGCUGCGUAUCAACGCUAAAAAGUUAGAUGCUGCGAUUGUGGACUACAGGAACAUGGGUUAUGUCACUGAGGUGAAAGACCAGGGUUACUGUGGCUCGUGCUGGGCCUUCAGCACUACGGGAGCUAUCGAGGGACAAAUAUACAAGAGGACAGGUCAGCUUGUAUCGUUGAGUGAACAAAACCUGGUGGACUGCUCCAGAUCGUAUGGUACCUACGGCUGCAGUGGUGCCUGGAUGGGCAACGCCUAUGACUAUGUGGUCAACAACGGGCUGCAGUCAACAAACACCUACCCAUACACCUCAGUGGACACCCAGCCCUGUUACUACGACAGCAGACUUGCAGUUGCCCAUAUCAAAGACUACAGGUUCCUGCCCAAAGGGGAUGAGCAGGCUCUGGCUGAUGCCGUGGCAACUAUUGGUCCAAUCACAGUAGCUCUUGAUGCAGAUCAUUCCAGCUUCCUGUUCUACAGCUCAGGAAUAUACGAUGAGCCAGCCUGUAACUCUAACAAUCUGAGUCACGCGGUGCUGCUGGUCGGCUACGGUUCUGAAGGAGGCCAAGACUACUGGAUCAUCAAAAACAGUUGGGGAAGCAGUUGGGGUGAAGGCGGCUACAUGCGAAUGGUCCGAGAUGGCAGAAACACUUGUGGCAUCGCGAGCUAUGCUUUGUACCCUAUUCUAUGAUUCUGAUAAGAUGCUUCAGUCGUGUGUUAAUGCUGAACUCUUUCACUGCUGUCAGUGGGUCUCGGAAAACAACAUCAGCCAUUGCUUUAACAGCCCAUAUCAUCUCUAAAACACUCCUGUCAUCCAUAUUUUCUAAACCUUUCUGACACUGUAUACACGUUUUGAGCUCACAUGAACCUUUGACAGUGAACACUUUGCUUCUCUCAGGGAUGUAGUGCACACACCAACCUGUGGCUAGAAAUACUGUUAGCCUUCCUAAAGUUUUAUUGAUUAGUCUAACUCACCAAAUACAUAUAAAAAAACCUGCAAUUUAACUAACUGAAAGUGAAACUAUGAACAGAAGUAAAAACACGUUCUUCCACUUUCACAUGAAAAAGGGGAAUGUGGAAGUAAUAACACACUAUUGGGAUUGUGCUGUUACAAUUUUAUGGUGGUUAAUUUUAGCAAAUGUUAGCAAACUUGCUGUAUAAUAGACAUUACUUAGUCAGUUCACUGACUUGGGACUUGUGAAAUUAACUCACAACUAACACAACAAUAACUUGAAUAUGUUUGAGACAGAACAAAUAAUAUGGUUUCUUUGUAUUUUCAAUGCAAAUAAAUGUUUCUGCAUUUUUUUUCUACCAUUAUAAACAAUAUUUUAUACCUAAUGGAUAAACUGAAAUGUUUUGACUUCUG